AUGUCCGCGGAGAACGUGGGGCGGGGACCCGGGCCGGACCCGCCGCCGCGACCCAGGCCCAAGCUUGGGUCAGGGUCGGGGCCGGGGGCGGGACCUGAACCCGAGUCCGAGCCCGGACCCCUUUGCCCUGAGCACUGCCAGGCUCUGAGCUGGUUCUGUAGCUCCGAGCGACGCCCGGUGUGCGCCGCCUGCGUGGGGCUGGGUGGCCGCUGCAGAGGGCACCGCACCCGGCGGGCGGAAGAACGCGCGGAGGAGCUACGGAACAAGAUUGUGGACCAGUGUGAGCGGCUGCAGUUACAGAGUGCUGGUAUCAGCAAGUAUGUGGCUGAAGUCCUGCCAGAAAAGAACCAGAGAGCAGUGAGCAUGGCCAGCACAGCUCGGGAACUGGUCAUCCAGAGACUGGGUCUCGUGAGGAGUCUGUGUGAGAGUGAGGAGCAGCGUCUGCUGGAACAGGUGCAUGGUGAAGAGGAGCGGGCUCACCAGAGCAUCCUGACGCAGCGGGCACACUGGUCCCAGGCACUGCAGAAGCUUGACACCAUCCGCACCAGCCUGGUGGACAUGCUUACUCACUUGGAUGACCUGCAGCUGAUUCAGAAGGAGCAGGAGAUUUUUGAGAGGACCGAGGAAGCAGAGGGCAUUUUGGAUCCCCAGGAGUCGGAGAAGUUAAACUUUAAUGAGAAGUGUACUUGGAGCCCACUACUGACCCAACUCUGGGCAACAGCGGUUCUUGGGUCCCUCUCAGGUACCGAGGAUGUGCGUAUUGACGAGAGGACGGUCAGCCCCUUCCUGCAAUUGUCAGAUGACCGAAGGACCCUGACCUUCAACGCUAAGAAGUCCAAGACCUGCACAGACGGCCCGGAGCGCUUUGACCACUGGCCCAACGCCCUGGCGGCCACCUCUUUCCAGGCCGGGCUGCAUGCCUGGGUGGUGAACGUCCAGAACAGUUGUGCCUAUAAGGUGGGCGUGGCCUCAGGCCAGCUGCCCAGAAAGGGCUCCGGCAGUGACUCCCGUUUGGGCCACAACGCCUUUUCCUGGGUCUUCUCCCGCUACGACCAGGAAUUCCGUUUCUGGCACGAUGGGCAGCACGAGUCCCUCGGGCUGUUGUGCUGCCCGGCCCAGCUGGGCGUGCUGCUGGACCUGCAGGCUCAGGAGCUGCUGUUUUACGAGCCGGUCUCGGGCACCGUGCUGCACACUCACCACGCCUCCUUCCCCGUGCCCCUCUUCCCGGUCUUUGCUGUGGCGGACCAGGCCAUUACCAUUGGCCACUGACCUUUGGCCCCAGGGAGCUGGGUCUACCUGCCCCACACUCUUCCAUUUCUAUCCAGGGGCUGUUUCUUGGCUGUUGCCUGGGCUUAAGGGGCAGCACCGGAAGGGGUGGGGAUGUUUCAGAUCUGGGUUCAGUUGCUGAACAUUAGGCAUCUCCCGGGCAGGGGACCUGCUGCUCCCUGGGCCUUAGUCUUCCAACCCCACUGUGCACCUGCCCCUCUGAAGGUGUCCUACUCACUACUUUGUCGCCAACAUGGUGUCCAGCGCAUAGUGAGUAUGCAAUAGGUACUUGGUGAGUGAGCUGAUGGAGGGAGGGGUGGAUGGAUCUAUAGUGACUGGUAUCCAGGUUACUGGGUACAUGUAGUAGAUUCUUCUGGAGAAGCGCUGCCUUUCAGCUUCCUGCUCACCAAUGUGUAGAAAUGAUUCCCUGGCAGGCAAGCCUGUAUCUGAAGCUCUCUGAUCUCAAUUCAGUGCUUCUCACACCUUUUUGACAUGGGCACAUAAAGGAAAUAUUUUUCUAGACUACAAGGCCAACCAUGGAAGGAAUUCAGAACUCCUGCCAGGCUGCUCAUCCCCUAGCUCCUACCUAGCCCCAAGAGGGUCCCAUCUCCAGGCAGCCUGACAAUAGCACCACCACUGGCAGUUCUGCCUCAGACCUGGCAGUGACUCCAGCCUGCAGUCACCGUGGCAACAGGGCUUACUUCUCCCCUAGGUCACCGAUGAGGGCUUCUAGCUAGCAGCCCUGCUGGCAAAGCAGGGUGAGGGCUUCUGGUCAGAAGAGCUGAGGGAGUGGGAUCAGCCUUAGGGAUCAUGCACGUUAUUAAAGGUUUUGAAAG
Messenger RNA from Condylura cristata (star-nosed mole), 2102 nucleotides. It is a transcript of the gene BSPRY, whose product is annotated as B-box and SPRY domain containing. Bases 1 to 1269 code for a protein of 422 amino acids. The transcript has 6 exons. Gene Ontology annotation, molecular function: protein binding. The record is from RefSeq and is a predicted model, not a curated record. Lineage: Eukaryota; Metazoa; Chordata; Mammalia; Eulipotyphla; Talpidae.